UGAAAAUCAGGAAGAAAAGAGAGGAGUUUUGAGUUUUGUUAGAGCUUUGUUUUUAUUUUUCAGUAAAAAAAUAAUGCUGAUAUAUUGCAUGGUAUUGGGUCAGCUGCUUGUCAAACGUAAAAAAUCAACUGCAAUAUAUUUCUUUUCUUCUUUUUUCAGUUAAAAUCAGCUGCAAUAUCAUGAUUGAUUUUUUUUCUUUUGUCUUUCUGUGGAUGAGAAUAAUUGUGUAUAUACAUUUGUAGAAAUUUUUAAAUUAGAUAUAUUGAAAACAGAGGAAUUUUAUCGAAGUGUGUUGGUUAUGAAACUCUAGUGCGUUGGUUAUGAAACUGAGGUAUCUUUGUGAUGGAGUUCCUAACCUAACAGGUUUCUUAUCUUUUUCUUUUAAAUUGUGGAUUCAGUAAAUAGUUAGGGCUUAUUACUUAAUAAAAUGUCUCUAAUGAAAUAGGGUUUUUAAUUUCUUGUAAUUGAAUGGCCGAACUAUUCAAUUGUCCGUAAUGAUUUCAAUAAAUUUUGAAUGCUCAUAAAUUGGGAUGAAAAUUUUUCUCUAUACCCCGAUGCACAUAAAUCUUCUUAGAUUGACAUCGGUGUAGUAAGGAAUGGAUUGGAUCGUCAGAGAGUGAGCUGACAAAUAUUUAAUUUUUAAAUUAAUGCCUCUUGUUCUUGUCCGGCCAUAAUUGAUGUAAUAUUUUCUUGUCCAGCCAUAAUUGAUGUAAUAUUAUUGACAGCUAGUCUAAUGGAAAAUUGUCGUCCCCGAACCAUAUGAAUUAUGAGUUUUUGUCGUUCUGUAAUAACUGUGUAACGAUGUAACGAUGUUGGGUCAAUGCAGUCUAAUCCGGAUCAUGCACUGUUGAGUCCCAAAACUUGUUGACCAGAAUGACCCCCGUUUCUCCCACUGAGUAUAAACCGCUAUUUCAUGGCUAGAACUCAACCGAAAAAUGUCUUAGAUCUUCUCUCUCUUAACAGCCAUCUCAAACUGAAAAUCAAACGAAAAUACGCAUCGGAUUUUCUCUCUCUUAACACCCAUUUUAUACCAAACCUCGCAUCACAUUUUCUCUCUCUAAACAGCCAUUGCAUGGCGACCUUAGCAAUCCAAAUUCUUCAAAGCUCUCAGCUCACUGUCCAUGAACCUAUGCAAAGCUAUAGGAAAUGCACCACCAUGGAACAAGCCCUCCAAAUUCACGCUAUUCUCAUCAAAACUGGCCUGAAUUCUAACCCUCUCUACACCAGAGAGAUACUCAAAUUCAGCGCUGUUUCGCCUGAUUCGAACAUGGGUUUUGCUCGAUCAAUCUUCGACCAAAUUCAAAACCGAGAUGUGAUUUCAUACAACACAAUGAUUAGAGGUUAUUCGAGUAGAGAUUUACCUUUCGAGGCUCUUUCCCUCUAUAAUUUAAUGAAAGAGAGUGGAGUAGAUUGUGACCAUUACACAUUUCCAUUUGUUCUAAAGGCUUGUGCUCGUCUUUACUUGCUAAAGAAGGGUAUGGAGGUUCAUGGAUUCUGUGUAAAGCUUGGGCUUUCCUCAGAUAUUUUUGUACAGAAUGCUUUGGUACAUAUGUAUGGGAAUUGUGGCGAAGUUUUAAUGGCACAAAAAGUGUUUGAUGGAAUGGGUAAGAGAGAUGUUGUUUCUUGGUCUUCUGCGAUUGGAUGUUAUGUGAGAAAUGGACUUUGUAAUGAAGCAUUGGACUUGUUUCAGGCCAUGCAGAUUGAGAACAUGAGACCAGACGAGGUGACAAUGGUGAGCGUUGUGUCAGCCUGCACCAGUCUAGGGGCCCUGGAACUUGGAAAAUGGGUUCACCAUUAUCUUUCUAGAAAUGGGUUCGAGCUGACAGUAACAUUAGCCACUGCCUUAAUGGACAUGUAUGCAAAAUGUGGGUGCUUAGAGGGCUUGCUCAAAAUCUUUCACAAAAUGCCUCAAAGGAAUUUAUUAACUUGGACCUCUCUUAUAGGUGGUUUAGCCAUUAAUGGGCGAAGCCUUGAGGCCUUAACAGCUUAUGAAAGCAUGAAAGAAGCAGGGAUGAGGCCUGAUGAUAUCACACUAAUUGGAGUACUAUCAGCUUGUAGCCAUGGAGGCCUGGUUCAAGAGGGGUGGAGCCAUUUCCAUAGCAUAAAGCAAGAGUUCAAAAUGGAACCAAGAAUUGAGCACUAUGGGUGCAUGGUCGACCUUCUUGGGCGAGCCGGGCAAUUAGAAAAGGCUUAUCAAUUCAUUGAAAGCCUACCCAUCAAACCAAAUUCGAUAAUGUGGCGAACCUUGCUUGGAGCAUGUGCCAGUCAUGGAAACUUAGAGCUAGGUCGACUGGUUUCCAAUAGAAUUCUAGAGAUAGAAUUAGAUCACGAGGGUGACUAUGUCCUCCUCUCUAACAUAUACGGGGGGCUCGGCCGGUGGGCUGAUAAAGCAGGAGUGAGAAACUUGAUGAGAGAGAGAGGGAUUGAAAAGAGACCAGGGUGUAGUAUUGUAGAGGUUGAUGGUGUGAUCCAUGAGUUUGUUGCAGGGGAUGAAUCCCACCCAAGAUACAAGGAGAUCAAUGAAAUGGUGGCCAAUAUAAUGAAGAGGCUCAAGCUUGAAGGCUACGUGCCUGAUGUAUCUAAUGUGCUGUUCGAUAUAGAUAAUGAGGAGAAAGAGAAGGUUUUGAGUUAUCACGGUGAGAAAUUGGCAAUGGCUUUCAGUCUACUUAGCACAAGAAAUGGCGUCCCUAUUCGAAUAGUGAAGAAUCUGAGAAUAUGUAGAGACUGUCACAAUGUUAUGAAGCUUGUUUCAGAGAUGUUUGAUCGAGAAAUUAUUGUCAGAGAUCGGAAUCGAUUCCACCAUUUCAGAAAUAAGUCCUGUUCUUGUGGGGAUUAUUGGUGAGAGGAUGAUGAGUACUGUAUUCUCUGAAGGGAUUCUUAUGCUGGGUUAACAACCCAACCUAAAAUGACAUCCAAAGAGGUAAAAAGACUGGAAAUGGCUCCUUAUAUAAAAACCCGACUCGCUUGUGACCUCCUUAUAUAAAAACUCUCUACGUGCCCUCUCACUUUCUC
This is a messenger RNA of Amborella trichopoda, 3012 nucleotides long. Its product is annotated as pentatricopeptide repeat-containing protein At5g48910. Lineage: Eukaryota; Viridiplantae; Streptophyta; Magnoliopsida; Amborellales; Amborellaceae. Gene Ontology annotation, biological process: RNA modification; protein phosphorylation. Gene Ontology annotation, molecular function: zinc ion binding; RNA binding; protein kinase activity. The record is from RefSeq and is a predicted model, not a curated record.